This is a messenger RNA of Phlebotomus papatasi, 1269 nucleotides long. Its product is annotated as ER lumen protein-retaining receptor-like. Gene Ontology annotation, biological process: protein retention in ER lumen; endoplasmic reticulum to Golgi vesicle-mediated transport. Gene Ontology annotation, cellular component: endoplasmic reticulum; cis-Golgi network; membrane. The coding region runs from base 122 to 1012 and encodes 296 amino acids. Gene Ontology annotation, molecular function: ER lumen protein retrieval receptor activity. The transcript is spliced from 2 exons. The record is from RefSeq and is a predicted model, not a curated record. Lineage: Eukaryota; Metazoa; Arthropoda; Insecta; Diptera; Psychodidae.
AAGGUUAUUUGGCUGAGUUAGCGAAGUUUUUGCAAGCACAAAUCGUCUCUCAUUUGCGCUUUACUUUUCAAAGAAAGACGUAGUCGUGGUAUUUUUGUGUGUUUUCUGGACAUUUCCAGGCAUGGCGGGAAAUUUUAGUUUUCUCAGUUUUCGUAUGGGUUUUACGAAUAUGAAUAUCUUCAGAUUAGCUGGUGAUAUGUUGCAUUUGCUUGCGAUAAUAGUGCUAUUAGUGAUGAUAUUGAAAACUCGAUCAUAUGCUGGCAUUUCCGGAAAGUCCCAGCUACUUUUCGUCAUUGUAUACGUGACCAGAUAUUCGGAUCUCUUCACCACUUACAUCAACAUGUACAUCACUGUGAUGAAGAUACUCUAUAUAUUAGCAUCUCUGUCGAUUGUACUUUUAAUGGUAAUAUUCCGGAAGUCAUAUAGUCGAAAACUGGAUACCUUCCGGAUUGAAUUUCUCCUCAUCCCAGCUACCAUCCUCGCGCUCCUCUUCAACUAUGACUUCAUAACGCUGGAGAUUUUAUGGACAUUCUCCAUUUACCUGGAAGCUGUGGCUAUCCUACCACAAUUGUUCUUCAUCAUCAAGUCAGGCGAAAUUCAACCCAUGAUGGCUUUCUACUUAAUCGCCAUGGGAACUUACAGGGCUUUGUAUAUCCUCAACUGGAUAUAUCGCUACAUUGAAGCAGGGCAUCACGAUUUCAUUUCAAUCACGGCAGGAGUAGUACAAACCGUCAUUUACUGCGCAUUUUUAGUUUACUACAAAAUCAGAAAAUCCAUCCACAAGAAGCAUUCUAUAUGGAUAAUUAAGGACCUGCAUCAGCAGAGUGAUCACGCAACGGACAAAGAUCAACAAGAAAUCGUUAAGCCAGAAUUACAACCAUUUUGUGAGAAAUCAGAUAAACCGGAAUUGCGUAAAAACGGAUUUGAUAAUUUAAAAGAUUACCCAUUGGCAAAAAUUUGGCACGAAGACAUGAAAAAGUCAUCACCGUCAAAUUUAAAUUUCAUAUUGUAACGGUGUUAAGAAGGAAAGUUUGUCUCCUUUUGACAAAAUUUUGACAAGGUCCACUUGGCCGCUUUACAAAUCUUUACUUAAGUUAAAAUGUUGAGCCUCAAUGGAUGAGUUCUAAACACCUUAAACUCUUGAAAAUUUUUAAUGAUCCAAAGGGGAUUUGAACCCGGAACACAUGUAUUAUAUUUUAUAUGCCAAUAAAUAAAAUGUUUAGUAAGCAUACAAAAUUAUUUGAAAAAUAAAACAUUGAGAAAUCAAAA